CACAAAUAAUUAUGCAUGUGGGGUGAAUGGAUCUAAUAGCUUAGAUGUAAAUUUAUGUAGCUUAGAUGUUGGGAUUCCGAUAUACAGUCAUAAUCCGUAUAUUCACACUCGUUUUCUUCUUUUCCUUUCCUCCCUUCACUUUCCACUUUGUUUGUUCAUGUCAUGUAUGAAUAUAUCUGCUGCUAAUUUUCAUUCUUCCAGAAAAAGGUGACUGCGGAAACGCUCGAUUUGGAAUUUCAGAAUAUUUAUUUCUACCGGAAAACUGAAUCUCCUACACAAUAUGUUGCAUACAUUUUCCUUUCCCCCCCUUCUCGUUUAAGGUAUGGAGUGUUUACGUUUCUGUAAGAGAUCAUGGUGCAGUGCCUAGAUGGAGUGAAGCAUCUGCUUUCUGCUAUUGUAAAUUGCUGUGAAUCUGAUAUCAAUAAACAUCCCUGCGGGCUGGGAGAUCCUGAAGCUCUAGCAAGCGUGACAGUUUUUAGUGUUAGUGAAAUAGAAGCAUUGUAUGAAUUAUUUAAAAAGAUCAGCAGUGCUGUGGUAGAUGAUGGGCUUAUUAAUAAGGAGGAGUUCCAGCUUGCUCUUUUUAAGACCAACCAAAAGGAGAGCCUGUUUGCUGACAGGGUAUUUGACCUAUUUGAUGCAAAACACAAUGGGAUAUUAGACUUUGAAGAGUUUGCGCAGGCUUUAUCAGUUUUUCAUCCAAAUGCUUCUAUUGAUGACAAGAUUGAUUUUUCAUUCCAGUUAUAUGAUCUCAAGAAGCAAGGGUUCAUUGAAAGACAGGAGGUCAAGCAAAUGGUGGUGGUCACACUGGCCGAAUCUGGCAUGAACCUUUCAGAUGAUAUUAUAGAGAGUAUCAUUGAUAAGUUGUGAAGAGGGGAGGUGGUUGGUGAGAUUGACCAUGACUGUUGUAUUGAUCGGAGAAGACGCCAAGAAGAGCAGCCAGCGGCUGCGGCUGCCAGCCGCCGGCGAACUCUAGACUGUAAAUUUGAAAAAGGGAGAGAGAGAGAGAGAGAGAUUAGGAAUUCAGAGAAGAAAACAUGCUGUAAAUUUGGGGGAGAGAGACAUGAGGUGGCCAAGGAAAAAUGUUUAUUUAUUUAUGUAAUUUCAUGAUUAAAACGAUGCCAUUCGAUAGGAGUGGUGUCACGUUGAAGUCAACUCACCCAAUUUAUUCCACUGGGCUGCCAUGUCAGCCUUAGUUUGAGGAGAAUUUUCAGUCGCACUAAAAUCACAACAAUUGUCAAGUGUAUUUUCUGACUCCUUCCAAAGUUGGUGUACUUUAUCGCUAAUAACCCUUGAUUAAUUGUUAGUUUGUUAUCCUAGCCUAGGAAAUAAAAGGGUUUCUUUCUCUUAUGAGAAAAACUAUCUAGGAUUUUAUCUGAAGAUCAAGAGAAACUCUUCUGAUUGUCUUUGCGCAGAAGGGUUCUUCUCUUCUGAUUGUUUCCUCUUACAUUUGAUACUAUUUAUUCUGUUAGUAUUCAUAUUUGGUUGUA
Molecule: messenger RNA, 1487 nt
Organism: Salvia miltiorrhiza (redroot sage)
Lineage: Eukaryota; Viridiplantae; Streptophyta; Magnoliopsida; Lamiales; Lamiaceae
Product: calcineurin B-like protein 3
Exons: 8
Coding region: 352-867 (171 amino acids)
Biological process (GO): calcium-mediated signaling
Molecular function (GO): calcium ion binding; kinase binding
Source: RefSeq, a predicted model, not a curated record